Molecule: messenger RNA, 6910 nt
Organism: Salarias fasciatus (jewelled blenny)
Lineage: Eukaryota; Metazoa; Chordata; Actinopteri; Blenniiformes; Blenniidae
Gene: lats2
Product: large tumor suppressor kinase 2
Exons: 9
Coding region: 577-4083 (1168 amino acids)
Biological process (GO): G1/S transition of mitotic cell cycle; hippo signaling; peptidyl-serine phosphorylation
Cellular component (GO): nucleus; spindle pole
Molecular function (GO): ATP binding; protein binding; protein serine/threonine kinase activity
Source: RefSeq, a predicted model, not a curated record
GCGAGUGUCCAACUUUGUGCUGCAUUUCUGAUCCCGAGCGGAGAAAAUGGAGGCUUAUUUCAUCACGUCCAGCCCGCCGCUUCGCCUCCUCUGAGCCUCGACGCGCACCCGGACUGUCCGGAGCGGACUUCUGGAGGGACGGACCCCCCCACCCCCCACACCCCCUCCGAGCUCCGCUUAUUCUCGCUACUUCUCUCACAUGGCGCAGAUUGGCAUCGUCAUGGUUUGGCUCCGCCGUGCCCUCGUGACCCGCCGCAUUUCCUGGAAUAAGCUGGAACCCGAGCCCUGAAACGCCGCGCCAUGGCACGCCUGUAGUAUCCCACCUCACCGUCCUCCAGCCCGCCGGCGUCCGCGGGCGUCACACACACACACAGUGAGACACACAGCAGGAGGAGGAUCCCCAACCCGUGCCGCCGCCGCCGCCGCUGCUGCUGCCGGCUCUUUAUCAGUUUAGGCCCGACAGCUUGAAAGGAAUCAUUUGAAGAGUGAAACAAAGUGAGCGGCAGCUUGUGCGUGUGUGCGUGUGCGUGUGUGUGUUUCCCUUUAGAGUAGGUCAGUGGCCUUGGCACUCGGGCCAUGAGGCCCAAGACUUUCCCCGCCGCCCCAUAUGUGGGCAACACCCGGCAGCGGCUCCAGGAGAUCAAAGAGGGCCUGAAGCAGCCGGCCAAGCUGGUGAGCCAGGCGCUGCACGGCGGCGGCUCCCGCGGCGAGGGCAGCCGGCCGGCCGACUGCAAGGGCGGCAAGGACGCGGCCGGCCGCCAGCAGCAGCUCCGGCCGCCGCAGAAGUUCAACAACUACCAGAGCGCGCUGCGGGAGAUCCGCAAGUCCCUCAUGCCCUUCGCCAACGAGUCGGGCCCGUCCUCCGGCUCGGCGCACCCGGCGGGCGCCGGCGAGGUGAACCGGCAGAUGCUGCAGGAGCUGGUGAACGCCGGCUGCGACCAGGAAAUGGCGGUGCGUGCGCUGAAGCAAACCGGCAGCCGGAACAUCGAAGCGGCCUUGGAGUACAUCAGUAAGAUGAGUUACCUUGACCCUCGCAACGAACUCAUCGUCCGCGUCAUUAAACAGACCUCACCAGGAAAAGCCGGCAUGCCGCCCGCGAUGGACCACCGGCCAGCACUGGAGGCGUCGGGCGAGGCCGGCGCCAUGCCUCCGUACCAUCAGAUGGGAGCGCCCAUGUAUGAGGGGGCGGCGGGGUACGGGCCAGAGGGAGAGAUGCCCCGCCCCUACAUGACGGCCCCCCCUGUCAUGAACUACAUGAUGCCCCCAUCGGGUGCCGCGCAGGGCCCCGCGAUGGGAAACCCCAUGGGCCGGCCUCCGAGCAUGGGCACAUACCCGGCAGUGAUGGCCGCCCAGACCAACCCAGGGAGCACCAUGUACCCCCCCGGGGCCCAGCAGAAGGGCUACCCGGGCGGCAUGGAGCAGCACGGCCCCAUGAUGGGCUACAGCGUCCCCGGCCAGCCUCUGCAGCUCCAGCCGCAGCCUCCAGGGGGCCCCGUUCCGGGUCCGCACUACGACUACGGCCACGCCCGGCCGCACAUGAUGGAGCCGGCGGGCUACGGAGUGAAGAGGACCCCCUCUUUUCAGAACAAGAUGCCAGCGCCGCCCAUGGCGCCCCCAGACAACUACGUCAACAUGCAGGGGAAGAACGGGCCGGGCGGAGCGGGCGGAGGGUACCCCGCUAACUUAUACCUCCCUCCUCAUUCCCACCCCAGACAGGCCAGCCCCACCUCGCACCAGGUCCACAUGAUGUCCCGCUCCCCCGGCGGGGUGGCGGCCAUGGGUCCCGACUUCUCAGACCUUCCCCAGGGCUUGAUGACUCCCUCCAGGGCCAGCCUCAACCUGGACCUGUACGAGCACCACUGGGCAGGGCCUCCGGGCCCCGAAGGAGCCCCUCCGGCAAGGCAGCCCCAGCCCCAGGGCCCCUUCCGAGGGGAGGUGCGCGUCCCCAGCAGGACGAACUCCUUCAACAGUCGCUCUGCGGGUCCCAGCGGCGUUCGGCCCCAGAUGACCACACCUCCUGCGGCUGGGAAGCAAGACCCCUCCCUGGGUCCCCCGAACACCAUCACGGCCGUGACCUCUCCGCCCAUCCAGCAGCCAGUCAAAAGUAUCCGCGUGAUGAGGCCAGAGCCCAAGACGGCGGUGGGGCCGUGCCACCCCGGGUGGAUGACGGCUCAGUCCCCGGACGCCGCCGAGCAGCUGGCCUACAUGUCAGAGGAGGCGUACUCUCUGGAGCCGGCUCAGGAGCCGCGCUGCCCGCCGCCGCCGUACCCCAAGAACCUGCUCGUGUCUGGGACCGCCGCGGAGCCGGGAGCCCUGGAGGGGGGCGGAGCUCAGGAGCUCAGCGGCCAGGCUGCCAGGAGCGCACACGGCGGCAGCGGAGGCAGCGGGAAGGGCGAGGACGGCCAGCAGGUGAAGGAGAAGACCAAGGCGGGGAAGGCAGAGAAGACGGUGAAAGACAAGAAGCAGAUCCAGACGUCUCCCGUUCCCCUGAGGAAGAACGGCCGGGACGAGGAGAAGAGGGAGUCGCGCAUCAAGACGUACUCGCCUUUCGCCUUCAAGUUCUACAUGGAGCAGCACAUCGAGAACGUCAUGAAGACCUAUCAGCAGAAGCUCAACCGCAGGCUUCAGCUGGAGCAAGAGAUGUCCAAGGCCGGCCUGUCGGAGGCGGAGCAGGAGCAGAUGAGGAAGAUGCUCAACCAGAAGGAGUCCAACUACAACAGGCUGCGCCGCGCCAAAAUGGACAAGUCCAUGUUCGUCAAGAUCAAGACGCUGGGCAUCGGCGCCUUCGGUGAAGUGUGCCUCACGCGCAAAGUCGACACUGGGGCGCUUUAUGCCAUGAAGACGCUGCGCAAGAAGGAUGUCCUCAAUCGCAACCAGGUGGCCCAUGUGAAAGCAGAGCGAGACAUCCUGGCAGAGGCAGACAACGAGUGGGUGGUGCGUCUCUACUACUCCUUCCAGGACCGGGACAGCCUGUACUUCGUCAUGGACUACAUCCCCGGGGGAGACAUGAUGAGCCUGCUCAUCCGAAUGGGCGUCUUCCCCGAGCCGCUGGCUCGCUUCUACGUGGCGGAGCUGACGCUGGCCAUCGAGAGCGUCCACAAGAUGGGCUUCAUCCACCGCGACAUCAAGCCGGACAACAUCCUCAUCGACCUGGACGGACACAUCAAGCUGACGGACUUCGGCCUGUGCACGGGUUUCCGCUGGACGCACAACUCCAAAUACUACCAGAAAGGGAGCCACGUCAGACAGGACAGCAUGGAGCCCAGUGACUUCUGGGACGACGUGUCCAACUGUCGCUGUGGCGACCGGCUGAUGACCCUGGAGCAGCGCGCCAACCGGCAGCACCAGCGCUGCCUGGCUCACUCCCUGGUCGGGACGCCCAACUACAUCGCACCCGAGGUUCUGCUGCGCAAAGGCUACACUCAGCUGUGUGACUGGUGGAGUGUGGGAGUGAUCCUGUUUGAGAUGCUGGUUGGCCAGCCGCCCUUCCUGGCCGCCACGCCCACCGAGACUCAGAUCAAGGUCAUUAACUGGGAGAGCACUCUGCAGGUGCCCGCCCAGGUCAAGCUGAGCCCGGAGUCCGUGGAUAUCAUCGGCCGCCUGUGCUGCUCCGCCGAGGACCGCCUGGGCGCCAACGGCGCCGGCGAGAUCAAGGCCCACCCCUUCUUCGCACAGGUGGACUUCUCCAGCAACCUGCGGCAGCAGCCGGCCCCCUACCGGCCCAAGAUCGCCCACCCCAUGGACACGUCCAACUUCGACCCGGUGGAGGAGGAGGGCGGCCCGGGGGCGUGGAGCGACAGCGGGGACAGCACGCGGGCGCUCGACGCCCUCUGCUCGCCGCACGGGAAGCACCCGGAGCACGCCUUCUACGAGUUCACCUUCCGCAGGUUCUUCGACGACAACGGCUGCCCCUUCCGCUACCCCAAACCCCCGGAGGCCGGCGAGGGGCUGCCGAGCAUCGCCGGGGCCGCCGGCGGGGGCCCGGAGGAGGAGGACCCGGAGGAGGAGGAGGACGAGGAUGAAGAGGAGGAGGAGGAUGAGGAGGGAGAGCAGGGGGAGGGGUGUGAGCCGGUGUACGUCUAGAGCUCCCUGCUGACACUCAGCUCAGCUCACCCCGCUGCUCACCCUGCUCCGUCAGCCUCUGGGAGGACAGGUGUGUGUGUGUGUGUGUGUGCGCGCGUGUGCUGCGCAGGUGUGGCUCUGUACAGUGUGACAGUGGAGCUGCAGGAGCCGGAUGGAGGAACAUCGCCACCUUGUGGAAACUCGAUGCAUUGACAAAGACUGAAAAUCCAAACCUUCACCAAUGAUCCGGGACCAAGAGAGCCGGACUGCUCCUCCUGCAUGGAUCACAGACAGAGCGUCACAUUUCAGGGGUUCCUCUGGUUCCUCCGCUUGGUUCUCGUCCCAUUCCUUCCAACCUGUGGUGUCACGGACGUCUGGAACACCACAGCCUGGCACACCUGGCUCAGCCCGGGCUGCUUCACACGGAACUGCUUUACUCCGUCUGAUAAGCUACACACACACACGCCUGCACGUCCACACUCUCACACACAGCCACGGGGUGAAGAGGGCGCUAAGCGAGCAAGCAGGUCCGUCAGACGUCAGCUCAGAGAGGGACAGAGGAGCCGCUGCACGCUUAGGGUGAACAUCCACACCUGCCUUCUGGCUCCAGGUGGAUCAGCUCCAGGUCUGAGCAUCGCGUUUGAAACGGCCAACUGCUUCUUUCUAGACUGAACCUCAGGAGUAUUAAUCAAGACCAAAUUCACUGAAGCAGAAGUGUCACUUUAAUCUGAGCACAGAGUGAGUUUCCUCUCCUGAAUGAUUCCUCUUGUUGACCAGGAAGCAUCAGCGUGUCGGUGUGAUCGCUGCCCAGCAGCAGGAGACCUGGUCCAGUCUGGACAGGGCAGAGGAACAUGAGGAGGAUCAGCACUGACCUGAAUCCAGAGGCUCAGAUGCUCCAACACACACACACACACACACACACACACACACACACACACGCACACACACACACUAAGGUGCACAGUUGUACAGCUAGUUUGCAAAGAUGUGUUGUACCUGAACCCGUCUCCUGAUCUGAAUCAAAGCAUGGAGUCCUUCCCGCAGCCAAACAUGUGAGAGUAUGACUAUGUGCAAUACAAAUAAAAUACAUUAUAUAUAGUUUUUUAAACACUUAAUAUCCUUUUGAAAGUUUAGUUCCAAAAUGUACAAAUAUAUUGGUUUAUAUAUAUUUUUUUCUUCUUCUCUCUACUCAGUUACAACAUGCUGCUUAUUAUUGUGGUUAUAAUAUUAUUUACUUUAUUAUAAUAACUGUAAUAAUUACAUGAGUUUUUCUUUUUCUUUUUUUUUUCUUUUUGCUCAAAGAAGUGUUGACUUUAGUGUGUUUGGGUUUUGAAAGUACCGAGCUGUGUGCCUUUUCUAACUGAAUGUUGGAGUGUGAGGAGGAGGAGGAGAUGGAGAUGAUGGUGUGUGUUUGGCUGGUUAACCCCCCCCCACUGUGCAGCCAGGCUGGUCCUGAGUGCAGGAGGAGGGGGUCAGGGUUUUGGUGGGACAGAGGUGUUUGAGGAUGAAGAGAGGUGAGGAAGGUCGGCUUCAGGAGACAGAAGGAAAAGCUUUCCCAGUCUGGCUGAAUGUUCAGCUCCAGACCUGCUCUCAUCCAGAACCUUGCAGCAACCUGACAAUCAGCUGACAGCAGGAUCUCCUGGUCCUUCAGUAACCGUUUGAGCAGUGUUCUCCACGGCCGAUGAGGCUGUAACUCAACCUUUAUCAGAUUUAUCACAGGAAGUUUGUUUUUGCUUGACAAUUAUCUUUUUUUUUUUUUUUUUUUUUUAAUUAAUUGUAAAUGUGCCUUUUGUAUCGAGCAGCACAAUCCUAAAGACUUCCUCCUGUGUUUUCCCACUGGCCUCCGUCUUGGUGCGGGGAAGGUGACAGAGCGGCCCGCGUUUCCAUGCAGGCGGUGACGGUUCCAGUCUGAGUCCAGUCAGACGGCGUUCCUCGCUCUUCCAGACGGUUCUCCGUUGCUCCGGGUCAGGUCAGGAAAGGGAAACGGGGUUGUUGCCACUGUUUUCACAUUGCAACUCAGGUCUUGUUUAAAAUUGUGGUUCCUGAGUGGAGAGGAUCGGUCACGCGUUUCACACUGACGGCGUGGAAACCAUGCGGAAGAAGGUUGCUUGUGUUUUAGUGGCGGUUUGAACCACUGCGUGGAAAUCCAGCCCGUGCUUUGUGUUGAAGCCUCAUCAUUCAGAUCAGUACCUGGGCGGCAAAACCAUCCAGGAAUUAAUUAACCUGCACCGCUUCCAGCUGGAUUCGUCCCGCAGCAGGGACUCCCGUGGUGAACGAGGAAGCCUCUGAUGGAUCAGGCUGUGGAACCGGGCCGUGUUGCUCUGUCACUUCUCUCUCCGGUCUUCCUGUCGAGACGUCGCAGCCUCUGUUUGACAGGACGGCGUCUUCAGUGGAGAAAACAAGCUUUAUUGGGAGUGUGUGUGUGUGUGUGUGUGUGAGGCCUUCCCUCGGUGUGUUUUUGGUGUCGGUGAGGUUUGAGAGUGACGACUGACAAUCUUUGACUGACUCUGAUGUGAUUUGUGUUCGUGACUGGCGUGCGUUUCCUUUUGCAUUUUGUAUUUUUACUCUGAGGAGUCUCCGCUCGUCUCUGGUGCUCCUUCAUGUACAACUCUGUUACUCUUGAAUUUAUAUUUAUACAGAUAUUCAUAUUUUUUGUAUCUUUUUACCCUUUUCCCCCCAAAUUUCCUUUGUGCUAAUGUUAAAGAUCCAUGUCUACGCAGUAUUAUCGAUGGUGUAAUUUGGACAGCUAUCUCUUUUUUUUUACAUUUAUGUAUGAACUGAAAAGAAAAACAUGCUUUUACUGUCCUUGUGUGUAAAAUGUAUGUAUAAAUUAAAUUAACCAACUUGA